AUGUCCUCAAAAACCAACAUGAUGGGCACUGGUAGCCAGGCCCAACAACAGGCCGGAUCUCGCUCCCAAACAGGCGCCGGCUCGAAGUCCCAAAAAGACCCCACCUCCGGCUGGAGCGUUGAAGAGAUGCUCGAGACUGGCCUUGACAAGAACGGCAACAUCGUCUCGGACGAUUACUCCUGGAUCGACGGUCGCCGUAUCAACAAGGGCCAGCACGGCGGCCAAGAAGCCGAUGAUGUUGCUGCGUCAAUGAACGAGCAUUUCGAACUUGGUCGGAGUAGUUCGAUUGCCAUAGCAACCAGGCGCACCGGGAUAGGCCUGAGCCGGCCUGAGGCUCCACGCCAUCCUCGAUCCGGCAAAACCCAAACGAAGCAGCCUGUGACGCUACAUGUCGGUGUUGUUGUCCCUCUCGAUGUUAUCCUCCUGCCAGGAGACCGAGAUGAAGAUGAAAAGCGUCGCGGUAGCUGUCUGAAGACGAGUGGAAUACUGUCAACUGUUAUCUUGCGGUGGCUUAUCUUCGUCGUCUCCCUUGCUUCGGCUGCAUUCCACGCUACUUGCCCGCAAGCGGCCCCUCGCACCUGCCUCUCCCUACUUCUUUCGUGUUUCCGCCUUAGUGGUACACCGACCUGCUGUAUGUACCAUCAAUUCAUCCGCCGCCAACGAGGAAUCGUCGCUCAACUAGAACAGACAUUGAGGGACAGUGAAGAGAUGGCGCUGGACCCGCGCUUCUACCACCACCUCGCGCCCGGCAUCGGGUCUGGCUCGCAGUCGUCCGCUUCGCUAUCGGGGUUCUCGUCGGCAACGGGGAUCACGAGUCCGUCUAUUCAGUCGUCUGCGGCUUCCUCUGCCGGUUUGCGGUCGACCGCGUCUAGUCCGUCGCUGCGGUCAAGGCAGGUUGUUAUUUCUAGGCCUUCUGAUGGCGUGCCGGGCCUUGGUCCUGGGGGGAAUGUUCGUGUCGUUGUGAGAGUGCGGAAGUUUCUGCCGAGAGAGCUCGAGCGCAAGGCACAAUGUUUGAUUUCGAUGGACCCCGAUACCCAGAUGACGAAGCUGAAGGCACCGAUUUCGCACUAUGAUGAAGGGAAACCAAAGUCUCAGGCUAAGGGGAAGGUGCUGGAUGACAAGGAAUUUAUCUUCGACAACUCGUUCUGGUCGCAUAGUGAGAAGGACGACCAUUAUGCUCACCAGGAGGAUAUCUACAAUUGUCUUGGCGAGGACUUUCUGGACCACAACUUCGAGGGCUACCAUACGUGUAUUUUCGCAUACGGUCAAACAGGUUCCGGCAAGAGUUAUACCAUGAUGGGUACUGCUGAGCAACCUGGUUUGAUCCCGCGGACAUGCGAGGAUCUGUUCCAGCGGAUAGAGCACGCCGAGUCUCCGGAUGUCAGCUAUAAUGUUCGCGUCUCCUACUUUGAAGUCUACAACGAGCAUGUGCGCGACUUGCUAGUACCCCGGACUGACCCACCGCAUUAUCUUCGAAUUCGCGAAUCGCCCAUCGAGGGACCGUACGUGAAGGAUCUUACCGAAGUCACCGUCAGGAAUUAUGCCGAGAUUAUGAAGUUCAUGCGCAAGGGCGAUGUCUCACGCACAGUUGCUAGCACUAAGAUGAACGAUACAUCCUCACGAUCACAUGCUGUCUUUACGAUUACCUUGAAACAGAUCCAUCAUGAUCUUUCUACAGACGAGACAACAGAGCGUACAGCGCGCAUCCGCCUUGUCGAUCUUGCCGGGUCCGAACGAGCCAAGUCAACCGAGGCAACAGGUCAAAGACUGCGCGAAGGGUCUAACAUCAACAAGUCCCUCACCACUCUGGGUAGAGUCAUUGCGGCCUUGGCUGACCCCAAGGCAGGACGGCCGGGUAAACGGAAAGGAAAGGAAGUUGUACCGUACCGUGACUCGAUUCUUACUUGGCUCCUGAAAGAUAGUCUUGGGGGCAAUUCGAAAACGGCCAUGAUUGCCUGUAUCUCACCAACAGAUUACGAAGAGACACUUUCCACACUGCGCUAUGCAGAUCAGGCGAAGCGCAUCCGUACGCGUGCGAGAGUCAAUCAGGAUCACCUGUCUGCUGCUGAACGUGACCGACAGAUCGAAGAGAUGGCAGAGACUAUCCGCACUCUUCAACUCAGCGUCAGCCAAGCCGCGCAGAAUCGCCGUGAAACCGAGGUCCAGAAUGAGCGGCUAGAAGAGUACCAGCAGAAGGUGGAGAAGCUUCAGCGGCUCAUGGAGGAAACCAAGAUGGUCAGCGAAUGCAAGAUCAGGCAGCUGCAGACCGAGAACGAGGCGUUACGCAAUCAUCUAAAACUGGCAUUGGAUAGCUUGAAGAACCCAAUACCACCGGUCACAGUCGAGAAAGCCUUCAGCGACGUCGAUAUCCCAGAUGAUGACGAGCCGAUCGACGAAGAGGACCGCCCAGGCUCGCCUACUUCAGAGGUAGACUCGGAACCAAACCUGAUCUGGGAGGAUGAUGACAUGCUGCCUGACCCAAGCGACAUGGAAGCUCAGGAGAUGCAAGCAACAAUGGAGAAUCUUCUGGGUGAUCUCGAUGUUUUCAAGCGGAAGCUGGCUACGGACCACGAACGCUUUGGCGCGAGCCGGAGAAACGAAAGCCGUAAACGACGACGAGCACUUGGGGAUAUCUUGGGCAAUUAA
This is a messenger RNA of Aspergillus mulundensis, 2646 nucleotides long. Its product is annotated as kinesin-3 family protein uncB. The transcript has 4 exons. Gene Ontology annotation, molecular function: ATP binding; microtubule motor activity; microtubule binding. Gene Ontology annotation, biological process: mitotic spindle organization; microtubule-based movement. The record is from RefSeq and is a predicted model, not a curated record. NCBI's taxonomy places the organism in Eukaryota, Fungi, Ascomycota, Eurotiomycetes, Eurotiales, Aspergillaceae. Bases 1 to 2646 code for a protein of 881 amino acids.